Molecule: messenger RNA, 10066 nt
Organism: Symphalangus syndactylus (siamang)
Lineage: Eukaryota; Metazoa; Chordata; Mammalia; Primates; Hylobatidae
Gene: ZDHHC22
Product: zDHHC palmitoyltransferase 22
Molecular function (GO): palmitoyltransferase activity
Source: RefSeq, a predicted model, not a curated record
UGCAAUCCCUGCUACUCAGGAGGCUGAGGCAGAAGAAUUGCUUGAACCUGGGAAGUGGAGGUUGCAGUGAGCCAAGAUCGCACCACUGCACUCCAGCCUGGGUAACAGAGUGAGACUCUGUCUCAAAAAAAAAAAAAAGUGGGGUGUGGUUGGAUGCAGUAUCUGUAAUACAAGCAUUUUGGGAGGCUGAGGCAGGAGUAUCGCUUGAGGCCAGGAGUUUGAGACCAGCCUGGGAAACAUAGUGAGACCCCCCUCCCCCCGCAUCUGCCCCCACCCCAUCUCUACAAGAAAUUGAAAAAAAGAUUAGCUGGGUGUGGUAGUGCACAUCUAUAGUCCAGCUACUCUGGAGGCUGAGGCUGGAGGACUGCUUGAGCCCAGGAGGUUGAGGCUGCAGUGAGCUAUGAUCAUACUGUUGUACUCCAGCCUGGGUGACACAGUGAGAUCCUGUCUCAAAAAAAAAAAAAAAAAAAGCCAGGCACAGUGGCUGUAAUCCUAGCACUUUGGGAGGCCAAGGCAGGUGGAUAACUUGAGGCCAGGACCAGCCUGGCCAACAUGGUGAAACCCUGUCUCUACUAAAAAUACAAAAAUCGGCCAGGUGUGGUGGUGCGUGCCUGUAGUCCCAGCUACUUGGGAGGCCGAGGCAGGAAAAUCACUUGAAUUCGGGAGGCAGAGAUUGCAGUGAGCAUUGCAGUGAGCUGAGAUCACGCCACUGCACUCCAGCCUGGGUGACACAGCAAGACUCUGUCUCAGGAGAAAAAAAAAGGGGGGUGGGGGCAGUGCCUAUUCUUUCUCCUUUUCUCCUUUUUGCUGGCUGGAAUAUGGGCAUGAUGGCUGGGAUAGAAGCAGCUGUUCUGUACCAUGAGGCAGCAUGCUCAGGAUGACGGAACGAUAUAGAGUCUAGGUCUCACAUAACCUUGGAGCCUCUGCAUCAACCCUAGAGGGGCUCACUUCAACUUCGUUUACGUGGCAGUGAAUAAACUUUCAUCUUAGUUUAAACCAGUUUUGUCUUGGGGCUACUAUUACAUGCCAUGGAACCUAAUCCCAGUUCAUUACAUAACUACUCACUUCUUUAGUGUUUACUAUGCCAGCCACUAUUCUAAGUGCUCUACAGAUAGUUAUCUUGUUUAACCUAUGUAACAACCCUAUCAGGCGAGAGCUGUAAUUAACUAACACUCCUUUAUAAACAGGAAACUGAGACACAGAGAAGUUAGCUGGCUUGCUCACGGCUGCACCAGUGACUGUUGGAGCUGAAACCUGAACCAGGGUCCUUUGACCCCAGAACCUGUGCCCUGAAUGCUCUCUGGACCUUCUUCUUGGAGUCCUUUUUCCUCCUCUGGUCCCAUCUGAAACUUCUAUCCCAUACUGCAGACCUGUUUUUGAUGAUUCUGCACCUGUAAUCCCAGCUACCCGGGAGGCUGAGGCAGGAGAAUCGCUUGAACUCGGGAGGCGGAGGUUGCAGUGAGCCAAGACUGCACCAUUGCACUCCAGCCUGGGCGACUGAGUGAAACUCCAUCUCAGAAGAAAACAAAAUGACAAAACCCCCAAAAACAAAAGCUCAUGACAAACUGCAAGUUAGCUAAAGUCCUCAUUUAAAGGAGAGCAAAUCUGAGACUCAGAGAAGCUAAGGAACUUGCUCAAGUUCACAUAGCUGGUGAAUGGCAAAGCUGGGAUACAAGCUCAGGUCAACACACACCAAAAACUUGUGAUUUUUUUGGUUGCACCACACUGCCUCUCUCCUGAGGCCUGGGCCAUCUCUGCUGGGGUAGGGGGAGGGAGAAAGGGGGGGUCAGGAGUGUGAGGUUUGUGCUGCCUGCUGCUCUGUGAUGGUAACAACAUAUCUAAGAGGCCUCCAAACAGCCAAGGGCACUGCGGGGACCUCACUCCCCUCCUCCUGUAACUGAGAUGUCAACCUUCUGCCUCAUUCCCUCCCAUCCUGGAAACCUGGCAUUGCAGGGCUCUCGAUGGAGACAGUUGAUUUCGCCCUGCUCCUCCUGAGCCUCCUCCAUCGUGAAGACAUAAACUUGGUGUGUCAGACAGAUAAGUGAGCACUCGCUCACUACCUCCCCUUUCUUCUCUUUCCUCUUCCCUUUUCUCUCUUCUCCUCUCUGCCCUCUCCCUCCCUCCUCUUCAUCCUCCCUAUACCCCCUCUUUCUCCUACCUCUGCCUCCUGUGUGCUCUGAGAUGAAAGGGCCAGUUAAUCUUGCUGCCACUGCUUCCACGAGGCUGGGUAUUCGCUUGUCCACAGGCACAGGCAUCCCUACCAGGGGUCCCUGGAAACCAUGGCUAAUUGGUGAAAGAGCCCAUUGGUUCAUUCUUCCACAGCCUGGAUACUGCAAAAGAGGCUCUCUCAAGCUAAGCCAGGAUUUCCACCCUGAUACACCAAUCACCCGGGAGACCACUGGGUUUACUUGUCACCCAGACCUGUAGUUUCUACCUUAACAUGUGAGCUUGGAGGCUGAGCAUCCCUGCCCCUAAUUACACACACCCCCUCCAGCACAACAAACAGCAGAGUGCCUGAGGGCAUUUGAUUAAUGUGCUGCAGGCUUACAAGUUUAUGCAUAUUAUAUUUAUUCAUUCAACCAAUGUUUACUGAGCAUCUACUACUAUGUGCCAGACACUGUUAGAGGCACUGGGGAUAUAGCAGUGAAUAAAGCAGUCGAAAUCCUACUCUCAUGGAGUUGAGAAUUCAGUGGGGAGAGAGAGACAGUAAACAGACAAACAUAUACCUGUCAAGUGGUGAUAAAUGUUGUUGAAGACAAACCAGAGUAGAUGGGAUGCAGAUUGCAGAGCACAGCAGUUUUAGGUAAAGGGAGAUCCUUCAGGUCUGUUACUCUGGGGGAGUAUGUUACAUACCUGCUUCCUUUAUGCAACUGACAUGUUCCAGAAAAGUUAAAUGUCGAUAUGAUGCGUUUUGUAUAUUAAAUCAUAUUUCAAAUCAAACAUAGUCAAGCCUUGCAAAUUAACAUGCAGCAAAUCUCUGAACCUCAGUUUCCCCAUAAGGAAAAUGGGUUUGAUAAUUCUCACCCCAGCUAGUUUGUGCUGUUGAGAGAUAUUCAUGGGAUGAAAUUUUAAUUUUGUGGAUGUACUUUGUAGCCUGCAAAGCACUUUAUUACAUCAAAGUAAUGUUAUCGUUGUUAAAAUGAAGACAUAGUUAGCAAAGUAAAUUACCACCUCCAAAUAGAAACUCUGUGAUAAUCCAAUUUUCAUGUAUUUAGUUGGCUAAAGUGAAGAUUACACUUGCAUGUUUUCCAAAUCUGGGCAGGCAGGGAUGGCAUCUUUGUAAGCCUUCCGAGGCUUGGGAAGCACUCUGUGGUUAUCCCUGGCUAUGAUCUGCUGUCAGCACUAAAGAGCAUCCUGACCCAAGCCUAGCUUCACCUUGAUCUAUCUGAAAUAAGAGCAUGAGAAUGAAAGAAAACCGCCACCAGCCUUCUUAGGUGCAGCUUCUUGCAUCUUGGAAUAGUCUCCAUCCAAAACAUUUGGGGCAUUAUAGGCCUGACAGACAUGGAGGCGGGGUUACUCACUCAAGGCAGAAGCUGCUAGCUACAUGGAUUUCUCUCCUUGUAAUACAACACUCUGAGGCAAAGUGGAAUAAUUUCCACUUGAAAGGGAAUUCAUUUUAUUCAAAUAACACCACCAAAUAGCAAGACUGAGGGCGCAUAUCUCCAGGAAAGGGCUGGACAGCAAUGAGAUGCUUAGCUGUGUCCCUGCCCCCAUGGGACUGCCUGCAGGUACAGUUAUGGCUUAACUAUAGGAAUCUACAACAAGAACAAUGGAGAGUGUGGUUUAUAAAUUAUUUCUGUCACUGUUUAUGGAGGACGAGAUUAGAGUCAGGGUGGGUGGUGGCAGGUUGCAAGAUCAAUGGCAAAUGUGCCCUCACCAGAUAUUUCUUUUUGAGACAGAGUCUUGAUCUGUCACCCAGGCUGGAGUGCAAUGGCAUGGUCUUGGCUCACAGCAACCUCUGCCUCCUGGGUUCAAGCGAUUCUCCUGUCUCAGCCUCUUGAGUAGCUGAAAUUAUAGGCACCAGCCACCACGCCUGGCUAAUUCUUAUAUUUUUAGUAGAGAUGGGGUUUCCCCAUGUUGGCCAGGAUGGUCUCGAACUCCUGACCUCAGGUGAUCUGCCUGCCUCAGCCUCCCAAAGUGCUGGGAUUACAGGUGUGAGCCACUGCGUCUGGCCCUCACCAGACAUUUCAAAGACCUCGGAAUACAGCUCUUCCUUUCAGAGACAGACCAGUAGCAAUUCAUCGAUCGAGAGACUUUCACUCAGUGUCGACUCUGGGCAAAUCAUCCUAUUAGGAAAUAUGGAAGAAACCCCAAAACAUUUCCAACAUAGGCAAGCAGCUCUCGUUUUAGUUGGAAAGAGAAGAGAGUCCUGUGGAUGAAAAGAGGAGCCCUAAAGAGGAUGUGGGAGAUGCUCAGGUACUUAAAUAACAUGAUCCCAUUUGAUCAUCAUCACCACAAAGUAACAGCAGCAUUCUUAUUCCCAUUAUACGGAUGAGAAUACUGAGAGCAGAGAGGUUAAAUGACUUGCUCAUGGUCACACAGCUGGUAAAUGGCAAUAAAAUGCUCAUUCUUAGUCUGCUUGACUCUCAUAGGGCCAGAAUCCAAGUGAAGUUUUCAUAUUGAUUUUGCCUCCCUAUUGAUUUUGUCAGGGAUAAGCAUAUGUUUUAGAAAAACAAAAUGACAUUUGCCGUGCUUCCCUUCACUCUAUUCCUUAAGGGGAGCUGAGGAACCACUAGCUUUAGAUCUGAAGCUUUAAUGUCCUCUGUUGAUAAACGAUAUUUCUAAAUAAAUAAUCAUCCUUGUCCAUUUGUGUUUCCACGACCAGAUCUCCUUUUCCUGACUGAAUACUCCCUUCCCCCACUAACAUCUUCCCACGUUCGCUUAGCUUCUUUCUCUCUUUCCCUUUCCUCAUACACACAAAUUCAGACACACACCUUCCCACCUCACACCCAUAUGCAAAAUAAAAUUAGAAAUACCACCCGACUCACAAGGUAUUUGGGGAAUGGAGAUCUUCAGUCAGUAUACCCAAACCCAAGCACCCCAGCCAGGCUCCCUCCCUACCAAGCCCAUGUGAGAGGCAGACAGAGCUUGUGAAAAGGGGCCCAGACGGCCACGAUUAUGAGACAAAGCUGCUCUGAAGGGAAAAGGGCCAUGUGUGCCUCCCCGUGUCUGCCCUGUGGCCACUGGAACUCACAGGGCUACCAGCUGCUCACGGCCACCAUGUGGCAUAUACUGUUCCUUCACUUACAUGUCAGAUCCUUUUAGAACGUGAAAAGAUUUCCUGGCCUCUUUUUUAUUUUGAUGUAUGCUGAUAAAUUACAGAGGAAACAGUGUUUGGUUAUUCAAGAAUACAGGCUGAGCUGAUCAGCAUAUGGCCCUUAUUUCAAGGGAUUGCUCUUGUUUUAAUCAGCCAGUUGAGAAAGCAAUAAAUAAUUAUUUAUUUAUUAAGUAUGCCAUCACCCAGAGGAGAGGAACAGGGCAGGUAGCUGAGCCCUGACACCCAGGACAUUGAGGAUGGUGAUGGCACCAAUAUUCCUGCAGUGUUUGAUGCUUUUAAGGCUCUGCUCCCCCCACCCCCCACUAUUUGAUACAUACUGGUGUCACUACCCUCUUGGUGCAUCACAGUGCCCACCUUAGAAUAGCGGAGCCCUGGAAGGGGAAGGAAAUAGAAAGAAGAAGAUGGGGGUGGGGCUCGAAGAAGAAGCUCCAAGUUCAAGCUCUGUGUCUGGAUAAACUCCCAUUGUCUUUCCUUCUCCCAAAUCAGAGCUGCCCGUGGGUCCCAGGGUGAUGCUGGGUUGUGUAGAGGAUGAGCGCAGAAGCAUUAAUGCUAGAACCAGGUUCAAGUCCAGGCUCUGUCACUUAGUGGCUGUGUGACCUUAGACAUGCGACUUAGCUUCUCUGAGCUUCAACCUCCUCAUCCCCAGAAUGGGGCUCAGCCAGCUUCACAGAUCAGGCUGAGAGGAUUAAGGGAGCGUCUUAUGCUAAAGGCUUAGCACAGUGCCUGCUACCUAGUAGGGGCCCGAUAAGUAGUGUCUCUAAUUAUGAUCUAAUCAAGCAAUGCUUGCCCUGGGCAGGCCCUGUUUAAGGGUUUUACAUAGAUUGUCACUUAACCCUCACAUUUCUAUUUUACAGAUGAGGAAACUGGAAUCUAAGAUCACACUGGAAUUUACAGACGAAGAAACUGGAAUCUGAGAUCUCACAGUAGUGAAUGGUGAAUAUUCAAACCCAGGUAGACAGGCUCCAGAGUCCCAACUCCCAACCCUCUGUACAUAGCCCUUCCGAGGAGAUGAUGCUGAUCUUCAUGGGUGUUGCCCUGGCAAGCUGACCUCUCAAACCCCCAGGGUUCCUUCAGUCCGAGUGGAGAGCAGGGAAGGUCGUGGGACAUAGCCCAGAGGGAAGGGCAGGAUGAUGGCUGGAGAAUCCACAUCAGGGCUGAAUCCCAAUCUCCCAGCUGGAACGGGCAGCUGAAACCAGGCAGGGCGCCCCAGCCCGCUCAAGGGGAAUCGAGAGGGGAGGAGGGGGCAAGUCCACGAUGCUGAGACUGGCGGCCAGAGCACCGCCCCCAGGAGCGGAGGGAGGGGUGGCGGGGCUGGGGGGUGCCCAGCUGCCAUCCCCGCCGCUUCCUGGCCCCUACUCGCUGGCGCCCAAGUGGGAAGCCAGCAGCUGCCCGCUCCCUCCUCCCCACAUCCCCGCUACCUGCCCAGUUCCCGAAGCGAAGCGCAGGCUGCGAGCCAGCCGGGCCGAGCCCACAACUUUGCAGCCUCGGGCAGGGCGAGAGCCGGCGUCCGGGGCUCCUCUUGUCGGCGACCAGAGCUCGGAAUGUAAUCGAGGAUGCUGGCCCUGCGGCUGCUCAACGUGGUGGCCCCCGCCUACUUCUUGUGCAUCUCCCUGGUGACCUUCGUGCUGCAGCUCUUCCUCUUCCUGCCCAGCAUGCGCGAGGACCCCGCGGCCGCCCGGCUUUUCUCGCCCGCCUUGCUCCACGGGGCGCUCUUCCUAUUCCUCUCGGCCAACGCCCUGGGCAAUUACGUCCUUGUCAUCCAGAACUCCCCAGACGACCUGGGGGCCUGCCAGGGGGCCUCGGCCAGGAAGACUCCAUGCCUCUCACCUAGCACCCACUUCUGCCGAGUGUGCGCCAGAGUCACCCUGAGGCACGACCAUCACUGUUUCUUCACCGGCAACUGCAUCGGCAGCAGGAACAUGCGCAACUUCGUCCUGUUCUGCCUCUACACCUCCCUGGCCUGCCUCUACUCCAUGGUGGCCGGCGUGGCCUACAUCUCCGCUGUCCUUUCCAUCUCCUUCGCCCACCCCUUGGCCUUCCUCACGCUCCUGCCCACCUCCAUCAGCCAGUUCUUCUCCGGAGCUGUCCUGGGUUCUGAAAUGUUCGUCAUCCUCAUGCUCUACCUCUGGUUCGCCAUUGGCCUGGCCUGCGCCGGCUUCUGCUGCCACCAGCUGCUGUUGAUCCUCCGUGGGCAGACCCGCCACCAGGUGCGGAAGGGGGUGGCAGUGAGGGCCCGGCCCUGGCGCAAGAACUUACAAGAGGUCUUCGGAAAGAGGUGGCUGCUGGGCCUGCUGGUCCCCAUGUUCAAUGUCGGAAGUGAGAGCUCCAAGCAGCAGGAUAAGUAGUAGACACUCCCGUCAUUUAUCUCUCUGUCUCUGUCUUGACUCCUCAUGAGCAUAAAACCAUGGCAGCCUUGUCUCCACCCAUGACUCACUACAACCUUGUGCUAGUAAGGUCCUAGCAUCUUCCCCUCGCCUUCCACCCAUGAGAACAGCAUGGGCUGGUGGAUCAUGACAAGGAGGAAAAAUGUCCCCCCAGGCAUUUCUAGGCUCCUCACGAGCCAGCCAGGUGGCUGCUAGCCGUUAGGCUGCCUCUGCUUUCCUUCCGUCCCCUUGGGAUCCCUCCUUUCCCCCUCUUCCUGGUUCAUCCAUUCUCCACUAUGUCUCAUUCAUCACUGCUGUCUGCUAGAGCCCUUCCUCUCAGCCUCCACGUUGAGAGAGGGGAGUGGAUUCUUGCUGCUGGUAUGAGACUCCCUGGGACCUAGAGGCUGGCAAAUGUUUAAAAUCACCAUGUGUAAGAGCCAGCCAAGUCAGCUCUGCCAACUGCUAGGGGAGUUGGGAAAGAAUGGGCGUGUGUCGGCAUCCCCUCUGUAGGAAAAAGAACUCAGUAGCUUGCUGCUCCCUCAGCCCCCCACCUGUUUCAAGACCCUUUCUCUGGGAGACAGCAAUCAAUGGCCUGCUUUUUCCAAAUGUUAUUCCCUGUCCACCCUGCCCCAACUGGCCGGCCAAGCCCAGUCCAGGACGUGGCUGGAUGCUUCCUCUCCCUGGAACUCUUCCAGCCUUUCUACUUGAUCUCCAGCCCCCAGGUCUUUGCCAGAUGAUGGGAAGGCAAGGAAGAAGGGACAGGGAAAGAUGAUUACUGAUAAAUGAAGGGGGUAUUCAACUGUGUAACCAUAUGGAAGUGUGUGUGUGUGUGUGUGUGUGUGAGAGAGAGAGACAGAGAGAGAGAGAGAGACAGAGAGAGAGAGACAGAGAGACAGAGAGAGAGAGAGAGAGAGAUGGGUGGUGGUGAGAAGUGUUGUUAGAAACAUACAGGAAUAAUGCCUAGGGGGAAGGGAGAAGUGAGAGGGACAAUUGGGUUCAUUUAUGCCCUAUACAAAGGGCAUUCCAACAGCUGAAACUGUUCAAUGUUUGAAUGGCUGCCUGUGAAGGUAGUGAGUGCCCCAUCACUGGAGGUAUUCCAGCAGAGUCUAGGCAGUCGUCUGCCAGGCAUACUGUGGAAGGGAUUUCUGUACAGGGUCAUUCUAGGUGAGCUUACACAUUCCUUCCAACCCCAAGGUCUGGUGACCUGAUUGUGAUUGCUGGACCCAGAGGCAAGAUCCACGGAGAUUCCUGUGAGAUAUUUGCUUUCCUAGAUGGGUGUGUGGGCAGGGGAGGGGUCUGAAAAUCAGGACCCAACCCUGCCACUGAAGAGAGAGUCUCUGCAGAGACAGGGCUACCUGGGUGGUUGAGGGGACUGGCAUUUGAGGACAGGGAGAUGGAACAGUGUCAUUGUUGGUGGCAGGGUGUGGGGGGCAGAGGUGAGUUAAGGCUGAGGAGUGGAGAUGACCAGAAUAUAAGGGUGCAAUUCCCAGACCAUCCCUGUGCAUCUGACUGACUCUGGUGGAGGCACUGCUGUGUGUUUUCUGAAACCCAGAGGACCAGACCCCAGGGGCAUAUAAGGGAGUAGGGACAACACAAGUGCCCCCUCCUGACUGGGUCCCAAAGCCAAUAUGACAUCCAUGCAGGCAGCAGUGCUGAAUCCAUGCCCUGCAAUGUCCAACCGCCGACCACAGCGACCUGCUGAUAGCUGCACAACAGCCUGGGUUCUUGAGCAGAGAUUGGGAGGACUUUACCGUGGUUCUGCCUUCAUGCCCCCUAGAGAGCUAAUGUAGUAUUGGCUCCACCUGCUCAUAUUUCUCCCUCCCAUACUCAUUCGUUCAUUCAUCCAUCCUACGUAUAUUUACUGAGUGCCAACUACGUUCCCAGCCUCUUCCAGGCACUGGCAAUGCAGUGGUGAACAGGAUGACAAGAUUCACUCCAUCAGGGGCACCUCGUCACUGCCAUCUGCACUGAUUCACACCCCCUGAAAAAUGGUCACUCCACCAUCUUGGUGGUUGGUGGGGCAGGUCAUUUGGAAAUAAAGAAUGUGAUAGAGAUGGCUGAAGGGGGGAAGCCUAGGCUGCCUCAAUGGAGGAGUAACCGGGGGCAUCUUCAUCCCCCAAUUCUGGCCAUACUUAAGCAAUGGGAGGGAGAGGGAGGAGGGGAAGGUCUGGGCAAUUUUGGCCUUGACUCUUUCCUGACCCCAGAGCUCAAGCUUAGAAGCCAGCCCUGCCAUUUCCAGCCUCCUGAAGGCUCAGCACGGUGAGGCCUGACAUCCUGGGGAAGGGCAACAGGGAUGUUGGCUGCUUGCAGACUGGUCAAUGGGGGAUGACGGUGGGGAGGUUGCCAGACGUGAGACUUGAGUAGCAUUUGUACACAUGGCCCUGUAUUGUCCUUGAAGAACAUCAAUAAAAUAUAUGGUUUUAAA